AUGAGGUUGGAGAAGUGCUAUUUCUGCUCGUCAACGAUCUGGCCCGGUCACGGGAUGACUUUUGUGCGCAACGAUUGCAGUGUGUUCCGCUUCUGUCGCUCGAAAUGCCGUCGCCUCUUCGAGAAGAAACGCAAUCCAAGAAAAACGGCAUGGACCAAGGCUAGCAGGAGAGCGCGCGGUAAAGAGCUUGUUGGAGACACCACACAACAAUUGGAGGUGCGACGAAACGAGCCGGUCAAAUACGAGCGUGAAAUUUGGCAGAAAUCGAUUGAGGCUGCCAAGGAGAUCUCCGAGAUUCGCAAUAAAAGAUACGCUAACAAGAUCCGAAAGAAUCAACAACCAGGCAAAGUGGUCAAGAAGAUCGGAAUGAUCAAGAAGGCAAAGACCAAAUUGCACCUUAUCGAAGCUCCACUUGUCACAGCAAAGAAGGCCAAACAAGCACAGGCGCAACGCGAGCAAGAAAUGGAAAUGAAC
This is a messenger RNA of Mesorhabditis belari, 474 nucleotides long. The record is from the annotation of a GenBank genome assembly. NCBI's taxonomy places the organism in Eukaryota, Metazoa, Nematoda, Chromadorea, Rhabditida, Rhabditidae.